CUUGGGUUUUGGUAGGGUUUAAGAAAAAAAAAACACUAAAGUUGGGGUCUUUCUCACAUACACGGAUCCCUAUGGGAUAUAUGCUGGGGUGCUCUCCAGCAUUGCGUGUUUACUUGCUUGGUAUCAUCAUAUAUAUUCAUUCUUUUUGUUUAGGUUUAAAGAGACCACAGGCUUUGUUGUCCUUAGAGAGAGAAACUAGGAGAGUUCUGUAGGUGUUGGAUGAAAAUCCUCAGAAUUGCUAGACAACAAAAAAGCCCAAGUUUUUAUUCAUUCUUUCAUGUAGGAGAUGAUUAGUUUAUUUGCUGUCAAUGAUUGAGUUGUUGCCUUGCAAAUGCUAAGCUUAGAAGUUAGAAGAAGUGAGAGUAAUUAGAAGUUUAGAAAACGAAGAGAGAGAAAACAGAGGAAGCUAGGAAGAAGAAAACAGAGGAAGGAAGAAGCAGAAGCAGGAGUAGAAGAUGAAGCCCAUACAUGAUCACAGUCAUAACAACAAUGGAAGCCAUAUUAACAAUAACAACAACUGGUUGGGGUUUUCACUCUCAGCUCCCCACAUGAAAAUGGAGGUCACUUCUUCUUCUGACCCUCAUCAACACUACAGUCAUCAACAAGCUCAGGCCUCCUCUGCUUCAGCUCAGCUUCCAAGUAGCUUCUACAAUCUGACCCCACUCUGCUAUGAAAAUGGUGGGUUUCACUCUCCCUUGACUGUAAUGCCACUCAAGUCAGAUGGGUCUCUUUGCAUCAUGGAAGCUCUCACUCGCUCACAAGCUGAAGGAAUGGUGCCGAACUCGUCCCCAAAACUUGAGGACUUUCUAGGAGGAGCAAGCAUGGGAGCUCAUGACUAUGGAACCCAUCAAAGAGAGGUGGCAAUGGCUCUCAGCUUAGACAGCUUGUAUUACAAUGAAAAUGCAGAGGCAGAGCAACAAUACUACUCUGGAAUCCCUUUCCCUGGAGCUUACCAAACUCAAAUGGAGGAAGAGUCCUCUAAGCAAGCCCACAUUGUGGGCUGUGAUAGUCACCAAAUGACCCAGAACUGGGUGACUAGGCAGUACUCUGCUGCUCAUCAUGCUUUCAAUCAACAACACAUGAGUAACAACAGCUUGGACAAUGGAGGAGUUUCUGGGUCUGUUAAUGGUGGAAUGCAGUGUGGGGAUUUACAGUCUCUUACUUUGUCCAUGAGCCCUGGAUCUCAGUCCAGCUGUGUCACAGCUCCAAGGCAGAUCUCACCCACUGAAACAGAGAGUCUAGCCAUGGAAACCAAGAAGAGAGGUUCUGGUAAAAUUAGUCAAACAAAGCAGCCAGUGCACAGAAAGUCCAUUGACACAUUUGGGCAGAGAACUUCACAGUAUAGAGGAGUCACAAGGCAUAGAUGGACCGGUAGAUAUGAAGCUCAUCUAUGGGACAACAGUUGCAAGAAGGAGGGGCAAACCAGAAAAGGAAGGCAAGUUUAUCUUGGGGGAUAUGAUAUGGAAGAGAAAGCUGCAAGGGCAUAUGAUCUUGCUGCUCUUAAGUACUGGGGCUCUUCAACCCACAUAAACUUCCCAUUGGAUGAUUACACAACACAAAUUGAAGAAAUGAAGAAUAUGAACCGGCAAGAGUAUGUUGCGCAUCUGAGGAGGAAAAGCAGUGGAUUUUCAAGGGGAGCUUCAAUUUACCGAGGAGUUACAAGACAUCACCAGCAUGGGAGGUGGCAAGCUCGAAUUGGCAGGGUUGCAGGAAACAAGGACCUUUAUCUUGGUACAUUUGGCACCCAAGAGGAAGCAGCCGAAGCUUAUGACAUAGCUGCAAUCAAGUUCCGUGGGGUAAAUGCGGUCACCAACUUUGACAUUACCAGAUAUGAUGUUGAGAAAAUCAUGGCCAGCAAUACUUUGCUUGCUGGAGAAUUCGCUAGGCGUAACAAGGAGGUUGAACCUAACAAACAAGUCAUUGAGUACAACUCACCAGCACAGAACAAUGUGGAAGCCAAUACACCCGAAAAUAGUCAUGGGAAUAGUUCAGAUUGGAAAAUGGCUUUGUACCAAGCUGCACAGCAACAACAAGCAACUGCUGCUACUUGUGUUCAAACACUUGAUCAAAAAUCAAUGUCUUCAGGGAAUUACAGAAGUCCUGCAUCUUUCUCAAUGGCAUUGCAAGACCUCAUUCGCGUUGAAUCAGUGAACUCUAGCCAGCAGUUGAUGGAUGAAUCAGCUAAAGCCGGUGCUCAUUUUUCAAAUCCUUCGUCGCUGGUGACCAGUCUGAGCAGCUCCAGAGAAGAUAGCCCUGACAAAUCAGGCCCCACAAUGCUGUUUGCAAAACCUCCAAUGGCAUCAAAGUUCAUAAGUCCAAGUACUGCUGCUGCUGUUAGCUCUUGGUUCCCAUCAGCUCAGUUGAGGCCUGCAGCUGCCAUUUCCAUGUCUCACUUGCCUCUAUUUGCUGCUUGGAAUGACACCUAGAAAGCUUGGGUUGAAAUGUCUUAAAGUUUUUGCAUGAUCAAGGAAAAGGGAAGAAAUUGGUGGGUUUUAGUGUUUACGGGGAGAAAAUUAGAAAAGGGGAUGUUGAUCUUUUAUGUUAUUUCAAGAGUUUAAUGGAGGAGGAAAGUAGGGCUUAAUCAAAAGACAAAGGUGGGUUCCAGUCAUCUGUCUGUAACCAAGUGUAAGAAACUUUUUCAAACCAAACCUUUUGGCUCAUAUCAGCAGAAUA
Messenger RNA from Rosa rugosa (rugosa rose), 2673 nucleotides. RefSeq names its product AP2-like ethylene-responsive transcription factor ANT. Gene Ontology annotation, biological process: regulation of DNA-templated transcription. The transcript has 9 exons. The coding region runs from base 456 to 2426 and encodes 656 amino acids. Gene Ontology annotation, molecular function: DNA binding; DNA-binding transcription factor activity. The record is from RefSeq and is a predicted model, not a curated record. NCBI's taxonomy places the organism in Eukaryota, Viridiplantae, Streptophyta, Magnoliopsida, Rosales, Rosaceae.